This is a messenger RNA of Brassica napus (rape), 825 nucleotides long. RefSeq lists its product as uncharacterized. The record is from RefSeq and is a predicted model, not a curated record. NCBI's taxonomy places the organism in Eukaryota, Viridiplantae, Streptophyta, Magnoliopsida, Brassicales, Brassicaceae. The transcript is spliced from 2 exons. Bases 1 to 825 code for a protein of 274 amino acids.
AUGGGAGAUGAAGUCGAUCGAAGAUUGAAUGCGGCAUUGGAUAAGGCUGUCGAUGAAUAUAUUGAAGACACAUACAACAACAUCGUCAACAACCAAACAAAGAAACAAAGCAAACGUGCAUAUGUCGAACGAAACCGCGAAGAGGGCCACUCAAGACUAUGGAAUGACUACUUUAGUGAAAAUCCUACAUUUCCGCCUCAUUUAUUCAGACGACGUUUCCGCAUGAACAAGGCGGUAUUCAUGCGUAUUGUCGAUCGCCUCUCAGAAAAUUUUCCCUUCUUUCAACAAAGAAAAGAUGCAACUGGGAGGUUAGGUCUAUCUCCACUCCAAAAGUGUACGACGGCUCUUCGUAUGCUUGCUUAUGGCUGUGCUGCUGACGCCGUUGACGAGUAUCUCCGACUUGGAGAAAGCACAGCACUUUCAUGUUUAAGCAAUUUCACAGAAGGCAUAAUACAGUUAUUUGGAGAUGAGUAUCUACGAACGCCCACUCCAGAGGAUCUUCAACGACUACUCGAUAUUGGAGAGAUACACAGCUUUCCUGGGAUGAUAGGAAGCAUCGACUUUACCUUAACCGAUAUUAACGUCCUCGAUCGGUCUCCUGUUUUUGAUGACAUUUUACAAGGUCGAGCUCCAAGGGUAAAAUAUGUGGUCAACGGGCACCAGUAUGAUUUGGCGUACUACUUCACAGACGGCAUAUAUCCAAAAUGGUCAACAUUCAUCCAAUCUAUCUCAAACCCUCAAGGUCCUGAAGCAGAGUUAUUUGCUAAUGUUCAAGAAGCAACCCGAAAAGAUGUGGAGCGUGCUUUUGGAGUUUUACAAGCUUGA